AUGUUUAUCAAGACACAAUUGAUUUUACUUGCAUUAAUAUCUGUUGUAUUCAGUCAAACAGAUGAGGAAGAAUCAUUUUUAUUUGUUACGAAAGAAACAGUUAAUCGAUUUAUUGUACAAGAUAAAGAAUUAACUAUUAAAUAUGCAUUAUACAAUUCUGGUCCAACAACAAUUUUUAAUGUUAAUCUACAGGAUACUCACAGUUAUCCAUCUGAUAAAUAUGAAUUACUUGUUGGUACACUUACUCCUAAAUGGGAACGAAUUAAUGCUGGAGUUAAUUUAACUCAUGUUGUUGUUCUUAAACCAAAACAAAGUGGUAUCAGUAAUAGUUCACAUGCUAUUGUUACAUAUCAAAAGAGCGAAAAAAAUACUGAUUCUCAAGUAAGAAAAUAG
Molecule: messenger RNA, 393 nt
Organism: Rotaria sordida
Lineage: Eukaryota; Metazoa; Rotifera; Eurotatoria; Philodinida; Philodinidae
Source: the annotation of a GenBank genome assembly